This is a messenger RNA of Phytomonas sp. Hart1, 180 nucleotides long. NCBI's taxonomy places the organism in Eukaryota, Euglenozoa, Kinetoplastea, Trypanosomatida, Trypanosomatidae. The record is from the annotation of a GenBank genome assembly.
AUGUUGGUAUUUUUAUGGUCAACUAGAACAACUUACUUUAUUGGCAGCCCCAGGUUGGUAUCGGAAGGUGACUCAUCUCACACUAAUCCUGCAAGGCUUGAAUCUGCGGUUGCAGACUGCGACAGCUAUUUCGCCUCACCGAUCGUAGAGAGGCUCAUGGUCUGGAAAGCUGUUCGCUAA